GUGUAUAUGGAAAUAGUGGGGUGCCGAGCAGAAGACAACGUGUGUCCCUUCCGCCCCCCAGCCAUGCUCUUCCACGGGAUCUCCGGAGGCCACAUCCAAGGCAUCAUGGAGGAGAUGGAGCGCAGAUCCAAGACCGAGGCCCGCCUGGCCAAAGGCGCGCAGCUCAACGGCCGCGACGCGGGCAUGCCCCCGCUGAGCCCGGAGAAGCCCGCCCUGUGCGCAGGCUGCGGGGGCAAGAUCUCCGACAGGUACUACCUGCUGGCAGUGGACAAGCAGUGGCACCUGAGGUGCCUGAAGUGCUGUGAAUGUAAACUGGCCCUCGAAUCUGAGCUCACCUGCUUCGCCAAGGACGGCAGCAUUUACUGCAAGGAGGAUUACUACAGAAGGUUCUCUGUGCAGAGAUGUGCCCGCUGCCACCUCGGCAUUUCCGCCUCCGAGAUGGUCAUGCGCGCCCGCGACUCCGUCUACCACCUGGGCUGCUUCACCUGCUCCACCUGCAACAAGACCCUGACCACGGGCGACCACUUCGGCAUGAAGGACAGCCUGGUGUACUGCCGCGCCCACUUCGAGACCCUCCUGCAAGGGGAGUACCCAGCGCCGCUGAGCUACACCGAGCUGGCGGCCAAGGGCGGCGGCCUGGCCUUGCCUUACUUCAACGGCUCGGGCACCGUGCAGAAGGGGCGGCCCCGGAAGCGGAAGAGCCCGGCGCUGGGAGUGGACAUCGUCAGUUACAACUCAGGUUGUAACGAGAACGAGGCCGACCACCUGGACCGAGACCAGCCGCCCUACCCGCCCUCCCAGAAGACCAAACGCAUGCGCACCUCCUUCAAGCACCACCAGCUCCGGACCAUGAAGUCCUACUUCGCCAUCAACCACAACCCGGACGCCAAGGACCUCAAGCAGCUUGCUCAGAAGACCGGCCUCACCAAAAGGGUCUUGCAGGGAGAACAAAUCUUGGGGCAUUACAGCCAAACAUCCCGGCGUUUGAAAAUUCCCUAAAGUAUUAAAAGAAGGGGAAAGUUUGAUCGGAAAUCCACAGCAGUGAAGACAAAGACAAUAUUAGGUUAUCAGAAUCACACAUGCUAAAAUCUAUUGAGCCAAAACAAAAAAACAAAAACAAAAACAAAAAAGCAAGUGAGAGGAAAGACUUAAAUGUCAUUUACUGAAUGUUAACAGCAGUUCUUUAUGGUUUCUAACACAAAUGGAGGCUUAAGCUGAUGUGGUUUAAAACAAGAUGAGGUGAACUGUGUGUAAACAGAGCAACCUGGCAGUAACACGCACACCCCGUAGCUGAAGCAAAUUAUUAUCGGAAAAAAAAUCCGCACAUUUGUCAAGCAUACUGGUUGUAUAUUCCCCAACCUGCAUUUCGCCUGCUUGCCAAUGUGUAUUAGUCCUACCCGCUCAUGGCGUUCUCCAGUUGUAAAUUCAGAGAAAAGCCACCACUCACCUGAGAGGGCAGGGAUUGGAGCCCAGUCAUUUUAGUUUUAUUGUUGAUUCCUUCCCUUUUUCAACAGAAAUCUCUGCAUGCACUCUCCACCUGUUGCUCCCAGUGUGCGUCUCUGUAUGACGGAUUCUCUUUGCUGUUUCUUGUAUGAUAAAUAGCUUUCAUGAAUAAACAUUUUACUUGAUGCAAACAUAGUUAACUUUAUGUUAAAUACACACGGUGGAAAUGAAUUUUGAACACUGUCUGAAGAGGCAGCACAAUGCAUUUCUAAUCUGUACUUAGGAGAAAGUCAAACGAUAAUAUGAGGUUCAACUCUGGUCGUCCAGGAUAAAAGGACUUACUUCGGUUUUAACUUUUCAUGACUUCUUAUUGUAUCAAUUGACAUGUAUUUAAAAAAGAACAAAAAAACCCCUAAAUUGCAACAAAAAUAAACCUUAGAAUAAACU
Messenger RNA from Artibeus jamaicensis (Jamaican fruit-eating bat), 1890 nucleotides. It is a transcript of the gene LHX9, whose product is annotated as LIM homeobox 9. Gene Ontology annotation, cellular component: nucleus. Lineage: Eukaryota; Metazoa; Chordata; Mammalia; Chiroptera; Phyllostomidae. Gene Ontology annotation, biological process: neuron differentiation; regulation of transcription by RNA polymerase II. Gene Ontology annotation, molecular function: RNA polymerase II transcription regulatory region sequence-specific DNA binding; DNA-binding transcription factor activity, RNA polymerase II-specific. Bases 7 to 999 code for a protein of 330 amino acids. The transcript is spliced from 5 exons. The record is from RefSeq and is a predicted model, not a curated record.